CUUUAUUUCUUCACUCAUUUUUGUAUUCUUGCCUUCUUUUAUUUUUAUUAAUCUGUUUUUUUUUUACCCUAUACCACAGUAAGAAUUAGGCACACUUUGUUUUAUUAAUGAUUAGCACUGAUUAAACCAUGCAUAUUGUCAAAGUCCAAAGUUAAUGCCUAUUCCCAUUGCCAAAGACAAUAAUGGACCUUAGAAUACUUAAACACUGUUCUAUUCCAGUUUGUAGUUGUUUUUAUUUUUGAAAUUACUCCUAUAUUUUUAUUCCUCCAAGACAUUAUUUUUGGAAAACUUUUACUACUGUUAAUCUUAUAAAAAUCAGAUUAAUCAGAAGUAAUUAAGCAGAACUCAGAUUUUAAAAUAUUUUCACAUAAUUUUUUGUUUGUUUGUUUGAGAUGAAGUCUCUGUUCCCCAAGCUGGAUUGCAGUGGCAUGAUAUCAGCUCACUACAACCUGGACUUCCUGGGUUCAAGCAAUUCUCCUGCCUCAGCCUCCUGUGUAGCUGGGACUACAGGCAUGUGCCACCAUGUCCAGCUAAUUUUUGUAUUUUAGGUAGAGACAGGGUUUCACUGUUGUUGGCCAGGCUGGUCUUGAACUCCCAACUUCAGGUGAUCCACCUGCCUCGGCCUCCCGAAGUGCUAGAAUUACAGGCGUGAGCCACUGUGCCUGGCCCACAUAAUAUUUUAUUUGAUUUUUUUCUAACAAUUCAAUGAAAGGGAAUAUAAGACUGUUAGUAGGUAAGAGCUCACUGUGGAGUGAGGCUUUUUGCCUUUGAAAUUUAGUCCCAAAAUGUACCAGUUUGACCAUUAAUAAAUCCCAUUAUUUAAUUUUUUAGUAUUUCUGUUUUCUUAUUUUAUAAAUGGGGAUAAUCAUAUUUCUGUCAUGUAGGGUAUGCACAUGUUAGAAGUAAAAGCAAUAAUGCAUGGAAAUGUCAUCGUAAUAUAUAUUGUUAGUGGUUAUUGUAUUUUUAUAUUUAUCAAGAAUACUAUCAUCCUUAUUUUCUUAAUGGGAACCUAGUAUGAAACUCAUAGACUUUAAUUUUUUUUUCUAAGGUUCACAUAGAAAAAACAUAGUACAUGGUGAAGCACCGAGUAGAUGGUGAAGCAUGGAGUUAAAUUUUUGACUUAGUGACUUUGUUUACAAUCUAGUCUCAUUUAACUAAUAUAACCCAGUCCUAUGCCAAUCUGGUCUUUAAGGUUAUUUUCUUGAGGAGGUUAUUUUAUUUUAUUAGUUUAUCUUAUUUUUUAAGGUUAUUUUAUUCCCUAUAUAUUUAUUCCUUAUAUAUUGGUAUUAAUGGUUCAGGGAAAAAAAUUCGUAGAGAUUGGGAGAGGAUGUUGUAGAAAAAGAAAGCAAACAAGGUAUAGGGCAGUAGAAAGAUGAGGCAGGGCAACAUUGAGCAGAGGAGAGAAGACAGUGAUUUGCUAGCAUCGUGGCCAACCUGUCGUCGUAGUGGAGUACAGAGAAGACUGCUUUUACAAAUCCGACUUGGAGAACUGGAGCAGGACUGUAGUGCCACAUAUUGAAAGUAAGAGUUUACAGAAAAUCUAAAAUUCUAAAUCCAGCAUUUUUUUUUCCCAACUGAAGAAAAAGCAAAACCAAAACUGUGAGAUUUUUGUUAUUUUAUGAUUGUAAAACACUGAACUCUGGGUUUGGGAGAUUGCUGAUUGAAAGACGCUAAUGUGGAAUAUAAAGAGUUUCUGGAAAGGACACUGACAACUUCAAAGCAAAAUGAAGUUCUUUCUGUUGCUCUUAUCCAUCGGGUUGUGCUGGGCUCAGUAUUUCCCAAAUACACAGCAAGGACGGACAUCUAUUGUUCAUCUGUUUGAAUGGCGAUGGGUUGAUAUUGCUCUUGAAUGUGAGCGAUACUUAGCUCCCAAUGGAUUUGGAGGGGUUCAGAUCUCUCCACCAAAUGAAAAUCUUGUAGUUAACAACCCUUCAAGACCUUGGUGGGAAAGAUACCAACCAAUUAGCUAUAAAUUAUGCACAAGAUCUGGAAAUGAAGAUGAAUUUAGAAACAUGGUGACUAGAUGUAACAAUGUUGGGGUUCGUAUUUAUGUGGAUGCUGUAAUUAAUCAUAUGUGUGGCAAUGCUGCGGGUGCAGGAACAAGCAGUACUUGUGGAAGUUACUUCAAUGCUGAAAAUAGGGAGUUUCCAGCAGUCCCAUAUUCUGGAUGGGAUUUUAAUGAUGGUAAAUGUAAAACUGGAAGUGGAGAUAUUGAGCUCUAUAAUGAUGCUUCCCAGGUCAGAGAUUGUCGUCUGGUUGGUCUUCUGGAUCUUGCACUGGAGAAAGAUUAUGUGCGUUCCAAGGUUGCAGAAUAUAUGAACCAUCUCAUUGACAUUGGUGUUGCUGGCUUCAGAAUUGAUGCUUCCAAGCACAUAUGGCCUGGAGACAUGAAGGCAAUUUUGGAUAAACUGCAUAAUCUAAACUGUAGCUGGUUCCCUGAAGGAAGUAAACCUUUCAUUUACCAGGAGGUAAUUGAUCUGGGUGGUGAGCCAAUUACAAGCAGUCAGUACUUUGGAAAUGGCCGGGUGACAGAAUUCAAGUAUGGUGCAAAACUUGGCACAGUUAUUCACAAGUGGAAUGGCGAGAAGAUGUCUUACUUAAAGAACUGGGGAGAAGGUUGGGGUUUCAUGCCUUCUGACAGAGCACUUGUCUUUGUGGAUAACCAUGACAAUCAACGAGGACAUGGGGCUGGAGGAGCUUCUAUUCUUACCUUCUGGGAUGCCAGGCUGUAUAAAAUGGCAGUUGGAUUUAUGCUUGCUCAUCCUUAUGGAUUUACACGAGUGAUGUCAAGCUACCGUUGGGCGAGAUAUUUUGAAAAUGGAAAAGAUGUUAAUGAUUGGAUUGGACCACCAAAUAAUAAUGGAGAAAUUAAAGAAGUUACUAUUAAUCCAGACACUACUUGUGGCAAUGACUGGGUCUGUGAACAUCGGUGGCGCCAAAUAAGGAACAUGGUCAUCUUCCGCAAUGUAGUGGAUGGCCAGCCUUUCACAAACUGGUGGGAUAAUGGCAGCAACCAAGUGGCCUUUGGGAGAGGAAACAGAGGAUUCAUUGUUUUCAACAAUGAUGACUGGACACUUUCUUUAACUUUGCAAACUGGUCUUCCUGCUGGCACAUACUGUGAUGUCAUUUCUGGAGAUAAAAUUAAUGGCAAUUGCACAGGCAUUAAAAUCUACAUUUCUGAUGAUGGCACAGCUCAUUUUUCUGUUAGUAACUCUGCUGAAGAUCCAUUUAUUGCAAUUCAUGUUGAAUCUAAAUUAUAAAACUUAAAUUAAAAGUAUAUAUGCAAAACA
Messenger RNA from Callithrix jacchus (white-tufted-ear marmoset), 3290 nucleotides. RefSeq names its product pancreatic alpha-amylase. Gene Ontology annotation, molecular function: alpha-amylase activity; cation binding. Gene Ontology annotation, biological process: carbohydrate metabolic process. Lineage: Eukaryota; Metazoa; Chordata; Mammalia; Primates; Cebidae. The record is from RefSeq and is a predicted model, not a curated record.